Messenger RNA from Alnus glutinosa, 3131 nucleotides. RefSeq names its product proline-rich receptor-like protein kinase PERK9. The transcript has 9 exons. The coding region runs from base 537 to 2861 and encodes 774 amino acids. The record is from RefSeq and is a predicted model, not a curated record. NCBI's taxonomy places the organism in Eukaryota, Viridiplantae, Streptophyta, Magnoliopsida, Fagales, Betulaceae. Gene Ontology annotation, molecular function: ATP binding; protein kinase activity. Gene Ontology annotation, biological process: protein phosphorylation.
CCCUUUGAAGUUGGUGAUAAUGAUGCAGGUUGAUUUUUUAGAAACUCUCCACUAGCGAAAUAAGAAUUGUACUGUUCCUUGAGAAGUCGCUAUCCUUGAAUUAUGACCCCACAUUCCGGCCCUGGGUUGAGCUCCCAAUGCGAGAGAGAGAGAGAGAGAGAGAUGGAGAGGUCUCAAGAAUGAAGAUUGACUGUAAUUCAAGACAAUCCAGUUGGGAAUGCAAAAGCUGAAGAAAUAAGAGAGUUGUAGAAGACUGAAAAGAUAGGUUGUUCAUUUGGGUUUUGCUGUGGACGGGGCUUUUUGUGCUGAGAGUGCAGUGUGGGGCCUCUGGGGUCUGGUUGGUAAAGUUUGGUGAUUUGGAAAUUUUCUUUAAUUUUAAGUUUUGAAACUUGGGGUUGGAGUAAGAUUGGAAAUUGGUCACUUGGUUUGGCUUCUGCAUGAGAAUUAAGAGGAUUUUGUGAAAGUUUCAUGAAUGAUUCUGAUAUGAGAUAUAUUUAGCUAGACUGUCAUCAUCAGAUUCGAUUAAAACUGUAUAGAUGGCAAGCACGGUGCCAUCUCCGGAUUCAUCACCCUCGGCCGUGCCACCAGCUUCUACCACAACGUCACCUUCCACCAGUUCUCCACCACCCUCCACCACUUCGUCACCACCACAACCACCCUCCAGCACCAGUCCACCCCCACAAACCUCUUCUUCUUCUCCUCCUCCGUCCCCUUCUACUACUACUUCCCCAUCAACGCAGCCCAGUGAUAAUCCACCCGACCCUGCUAGCCCUUCAACUUCAUCCCCUCCUGUUGUCCCAACAGCUCCUCCAACAUCACCUCCAUCACCCCCUUCUAAGAAUUCAACCCCAUUGGCACCUACAACAUCACCACCUCCUCCUCUAUCAGAUCCUCCUACAUCACCGUCACCUCCAUCAUCCAAUGAUCCUCCUCCAUCCAUCUCUAAUUCUCCACCACCUCCACCAUCAAGCCCUCCAGAAAGUUCACCUCCGCCACCUUUAAAACCUAGUCCCCCAGCAAGUUCACCUCUUACACCACCAUCUAAACCACCAGUGAGCUCACCUCCUCCUCCAUCAUCAACACCACCAGCGAAUUCACCUCCCCCACCUUCAAAGCCCCCUCAAGAUUCACCACCACCACCACCACCACCAUCAACUAUGCCACCCAAGAAUUCACCACCACCAGCAUCAUCUACACCACCUAAAAAUUCACCCCCACCACCAGCACCUGGUCCAUCUCAAAGUCCACCUCCACCACCAGCAUCAACCCCCCCUGCAAAUUCACCUCCUCCACCAGCAUCUGUACCUCCCAGUAAUGCACCUCCACCUCCUAGUCUUACUCCUCCACCUGGUUCUCAACCAACUCCUUCACCUUCAAACUCGCCUGCAAAGUCAGUGCCCCCAUCACCCAUACGACUGGCACCACCUCCUCCCUCACAUGUUUCUCCACCAUCCCUGUCUCCCCCAUCUCCUAAUCAAAAUCCAAUCCCACCAUCAAAUGGUCCAGCUGCAAGCAAUACUAAUCCUACUGCAACAGGAAGAUCAAAUUCCACUGGUAAUGGGAGCAUUGGUACUGCAGGCUUAGUGGCUAUUGGUGCAGUGACGGGAAUCAUAGUGCUUAGCCUCAUUGGAAUGGCUGUCUGGUGCAUAAGGAAGCGAAAAGAUAGAGGUUCUGGACUUGGUGGUUAUGUCAUGCCAUCCCCUCUAUGCCCUUCCCCAAAAUCAGAUUCAUCCAUUACAAAGACACAUUCUUCAGCUCCUCUUAUGCAAAGUGGUUCUGGCAGCGAUUCUGUGUAUUCUCCAGCAGAAGCAGGUGGAUUAGGCAAUUCAAGGUCAUGGUUUACGUAUGAAGAACUAGUCAAGGCCACAAACGGGUUUUCAGAUCAGAAUCUUCUGGGUGAAGGUGGAUUUGGUUGUGUGUAUAAGGGAUACCUACCGGAUGGGAGAGAGGUAGCAGUAAAGCAGCUAAAAAUUGGUGGCGGUCAGGGUGAGCGAGAAUUUAAAGCUGAAGUUGAGAUUAUUAGUCGCAUACACCACCGCCAUUUGGUUUCCUUAGAGGGCUACUGCAUUUCUGAGAACCAAAGGCUGCUUAUCUACGACUACGUCCCUAACAAUACCCUUUAUUUCCAUCUUCAUGGUGAAGGUGGGCCGGUUCUGGACUGGGCAACACGUGUGAAGGUUGCUGCUGGUGCAGCUCGGGGAAUAGCUUAUCUCCAUGAAGACUGCCAUCCUCGCAUUAUUCAUAGGGAUAUCAAGUCAUCGAACAUUCUUUUAGAUAACAACUUUGAAGCUCGGGUUUCAGACUUUGGGCUUGCCAAAUUAGCUCUAGAAGCAUAUACACAUAUAACCACCCGUGUCAUCGGAACUUUUGGAUAUGUGGCCCCUGAAUACGCAUCAAGUGGCAAAUUGACUGAUAAAUCUGAUGUAUAUUCGUUUGGGGUUGUGCUUCUGGAGCUAAUAACUGGAAGGAAGCCUGUGGAUGCAUCCCAACCCUUGGGAGAUGAGAGUCUGGUUGAAUGGGCCCGGCCUUUGCUAAGUCAUGCACUUGAUACUAAGGAAUUUAAAGAUUUGGCCGAUCCAAGGCUCGAAAUGAACUUUGUUGAGAGUGAAAUGUUGCGUAUGAUUGAGAUAGCCGCUGCUUGUGUGCGACAUUCAUCUGCCAAGAGGCCACGAAUGGGACAGGUUGUUAGAGCCUUUGAUAAUUUAGCUGCUGCUGAUCUAACUAAUGGAAUGAGAGUGGGGGAAAGCGAGAUAUUUGAUUCCGCACAACAAUCUGCAGAAAUCAGAUUGUUUCGGAGAAUGGCAUUUGGUGGUCAAAAUCAUAGUACAGAUUUUUUUAGGCAAAGUAGCUUGGAUAGUUAAGAAUGCCAUGGUAAAUAUUGGAGAAAUGAUAAAAUUGAACUAGGAGGGUUUGUCAAGCCAAGCCGGAGCCCUGUUCAAGCAGGUUUAAUUGCGGAGUUUGGCUCAGCUGAGAUGCACUUUCGUACCCAUCUAUCAGCUGUAGAGACCGAAAUUUAAACCCUUGAUUCUUGUAACUAGGUUCCAUUUUAGCUUCACAUAUAAUUUUGGUGCUUUUGUACUUCAAUUUUGCUCGUGUAAUUAGCAGAUGAAAAGAAUCUUGUUUCCACCAAA